AUGAGGUUAUUAUCCACGGGUGAUUCCACCCAGACGUGGGAAGGGUUGAUCCACGCGGACCACCCAAUACACGGCCAGCGGACCACUGUUAUACACGGCCACACUGUUUUGAUUCAACACCGAAUACACCAGAUUAGUUUUCUAAAGAAAGAAUACACGGCCAGCGGACAGCUCGAACGAGACGACGACGAACAGCUCGGAGGAGCGCCCGAACGUGUGGUCGCGAUUCCACACCUUGGGUGGAGAUGUUUCUCUCACGCGUGGAUUGACGUGGAUGGCGGCGUGAUCCAUUCUAAUACUCGCACAUCCAAAUGCGAUUUUCGGCAGUUCCUGCUGUUUUUAAGGAAAAAAAAUUUAAUGGAGGCAAAGUUGGCAUUCUCCAAGGACAGCCCACCAAUUUCGAUAAUUUGUGCAGCAAAGUUUGUGGGUCUACCCCUAACCAUCGACCCUAGCCUCGCUGCUGGCUCGGCACCCACCCUACGGUUUGCUUCUGGAGAAUCACUCCAUGGUGUCAACCCAAUCCUCCUCUACAUUGCCAGCAGUGCAUCAAUUUCCUGCUUCUCUGGGAAGAAUGAUAUUGAGUUUGGGCAUGUUGUUGAAUGGCUUGAAUAUGCCCCCACCUUCCUUUCAGGCUCUGAAUUUGAAAAUGCCUGCUCAUUUGUUGAUGGAUUCUUGGCCUCCCGGACCUUUCUGGUUGGUCAUGGCCUCACAAUUGCAGACGUUGUAGUUUGGUCAAAUCUUGCUGGAAUUGGUCAACGGUGGGAGAGUCUAAGGAAAUCAAAGAAAUACCAAAAUCUUGUCCGCUGGUUCAACAGCAUAGAUUCAGAAUACAGAGACACACUGUACGAAGUUGUGGCUGCAUAUGUUGGGAAACGAGGAAUUGGAAAAUCUCCUGCACCAAGCCUUAAGGAAAAGGUACAUGAUUCAAAGGACCCAUCAGCUCCAGAAGUUGAUCUCCCUGGUGCAAAAGUUGGGAAAGUCUGUGUUCGUUUUGCCCCAGAGCCUAGCGGUUACCUCCAUAUUGGGCAUGCAAAGGCUGGUCUAUUGAACAAAUACUUUGCUGAAAGAUAUCAAGGGCGCCUAAUAGUUCGAUUUGAUGACACAAACCCUUCAAAAGAAAGCAAUGAGUUUGUUGAGAACGUUUUGAAAGAUAUUGAGACGUUGGGGAUCAAAUAUGAUGUUGUCACAUACACAUCUGAUUAUUUCCCAAAGCUAAUGGAAAUGGCUGAAAGUUUGAUAAAGCAGGGUAAAGCAUAUGUUGAUGACACACCAAAGGACCAAAUGAGGAAAGAGAGGAUGGAUGGUAUUGAGUCAAGGUGCAGAAAUAAUACCGUGGAGGUAAAUCUGUCGUUAUGGAAAGAGAUGGUUAAUGGAACUGAAAGGGGCAUGCAGUGCUGUGUACGGGGUAAACUUGACAUGCAGGAUCCUAACAAGUCACUCAGGGAUCCCGUUUACUACCGCUGUAAUAUUGAUCCUCACCAUCGUGUUGGUUCAAAGUACAAGGUCUAUCCAACUUAUGACUUUGCUUGCCCAUAUGUUGAUGCAUUGGAGGGGGUGACGCAUGCUCUUCGUUCCAGUGAAUAUCAUGAUAGGAAUGCACAGUAUUACCGAAUUCUUCAAGACAUGGGGUUGAGGAGAGUAGAAAUUUAUGAAUUCAGCCGAUUGAAUAUGGUUUACACUCUUCUAAGCAAGCGGAAGCUUCUUUGGUUUGUACAAAACAACAAGGUUGAAGAUUGGACUGACCCACGUUUUCCCACUGUCCAAGGCAUAGUACGUCGUGGCUUGAAGAUUGAGGCAUUGAUACAAUUUAUACUCCAACAGGGUGCUUCAAAAAAUCUGAAUCUCAUGGAGUGGGAUAAACUCUGGACAAUCAACAAGAAGAUAAUCGAUCCAGUGUGCGCAAGACAUACUGCUGUGCUAAAAGACCAGCAUGUCAUCUUUACUCUUACAAAUGGUCCAGAGAAGCCAUUUGUUCGAAUUUUACCAAGGCAUAAGAAAUUUGAGGGUGCUGGAAAGAAGGCUACAACCUUCGCCAACAGGAUUUGGUUAGAUUAUGCUGAUGCAGCAGCCAUUAGCAAGGGUGAGGAAGUAACCCUUAUGGAUUGGGGGAAUGCUAUCGUUAAAGAGAUCAAGGUGGAGAGUGGAGUAAUUACUGAACUAGUUGGAGACCUACAUCUUGAGGGCUCUGUGAAGACAACAAAAUUGAAGAUCACAUGGCUAGCAGAUAUAGAGGAGCUAGUCCCCCUCUCAUUGGUUGAAUUUGAUUAUCUCAUCAGCAAGAAAAAGCUAGAGGAGGAAGAUGACUUCCUCGAGAAUCUCAACCCUUGCACCCGACGAGAGAACCCGGCCCUUGGAGAUGCAAACAUGAGGAACCUUAAGCGUGGAGAGAUCAUACAGCUCGAGAGGAAAGGCUACUAUAGGUGCGAUGCCCCUUUUAUCAGAUCAUCGAAACCGGUGGUUCUGUUUGUGAUCCCAGAUGGCCGGCAGCAGACCUCGGUUAACUAG
This is a messenger RNA of Miscanthus lutarioriparius, 2505 nucleotides long. The record is from the annotation of a GenBank genome assembly. NCBI's taxonomy places the organism in Eukaryota, Viridiplantae, Streptophyta, Magnoliopsida, Poales, Poaceae.